AAAAGGGGUAGUGGGGACUGUGCUCCACAAUCCAGCAGAGGAACCACAAUAGUGGGCACUACGGUGCCUCAGAAUCCAGUGGAUUGAUGGAUGUUCUGGAGCUCUUGCUGGGCUCGGCAGCCCUGGUUGCCUGCACAGUGCUGCUCUGUGAGUUGCUUCGCUGGGCAUGCCACCGGAGUCUGCCUCCAGGUCUGGGGCUAGAGCUGGCCUUGGAAGUGGUGUCCACUGUGCAGCUGUGCUGCUGUACCCUGGAGAUGGGUCUGCUCUGCGCAAAGGCAGAUUUGGACCUCUGGCUGGUACUAGCUCUGAUCUACCUGCUGACUGUGCUGCAUUGUAUGACUUUCCAAACAGCCACUUGUAACCCCUGUGGUAGUGUAAAUCAGUGGCUGCGGGGCCUGGCGCCGGGGUCACACACUCUCCUGAAGGUGAUGGUGCAGUUUGCAGGCGCUGGACUCUCUCGGGUGCUCAUGCCCCACCUCUGGUCAUUGGGACUGUCACCGCUGCACCAGCUGAACAAGGACUGCAUGAGCCCCCUGCAAGUAUCCCCUCUGUCUGGGGCCUUAGUGGAGAUGACCUGUGCUCUGAGCAUGUUCCUGAUUCUGUACCCUCUUCCCAGGGUCAGUGCUCCUCUGCAGCCUCAUAUGGCGGCUCUGACCAUCACUGGAAUUGCCUAUGCAG
Messenger RNA from Nanorana parkeri, 678 nucleotides. Its product is annotated as aquaporin-11-like. NCBI's taxonomy places the organism in Eukaryota, Metazoa, Chordata, Amphibia, Anura, Dicroglossidae. The annotation marks the transcript as partial. The record is from RefSeq and is a predicted model, not a curated record. Gene Ontology annotation, molecular function: channel activity. The transcript has 2 exons. Gene Ontology annotation, cellular component: cytoplasm.